AUAAUACGUUUUACAUACGUACAUCUGGUAUUGGCGUAUUACUUAUAGAUAUUGAGAUAUAAGUUUGUCACAUGCUAUCUUUAUCUGUCGCAGCCUUGGGUAUAUUCACCUGUCCAGAUUAUCAUUUCCUGACAAGUUGACCAUUGUGAUGAUAUUGUAGAGGAUCAGAGCGAUGAGGUUUUACGUCCCACUUCUGUCGUUGGUCCUCCUGUUCCACGAGGCGCGUGGCGCCGGCAUCGUAACACAAAUCACUGUCGCUCAGCGUGCAGUGAGAUACUUCAACCCAGAGCCUGGCAAGAAUUACAGCAAGAUACUCAAUCAUGAAUCAUCCUCAUUUUACAGUGGAACAUCGUAUCCUGAUGCUUAUUACAAUGAACUCUGUGAAUUUGGAAUAUUUUCAAAUAUAUCAGACGACACCAAAACAGGAGCAUUCUUAAAUGCAACAAUAAACUACAUCAACAAACAGCCCAAACCAUGGAACAAGACGACAGAGAGGAUGUUUUCCUUUAUGAUGGGGAUGAUGUCCAAUCUUGUAUCCGACCCAUUGUGGACGAGUCAGGGAGUGGACCAAGGAUUUCUGUCGUCCAUGGGAUAUACAAAUUUUCAUGGCUCUGUCCACGAAGCAAGGAAAGCAGGCAACUUUGGAGGAGACAUAGUUGUGGUGUAUCUACUGAGUCUUGUCGAUUUAGAUGACUGGUACAUCCCGGUUGACGAUCUGUAUGAAAUUUACAAGGAAUUUUACGGUUCAGUACAAAUCGACAAAUCUUUGAUAGAGUCUUGUUCUACCCUGGCUUUAGUGACAGCAUACGCAGAAUUAACUGGAAAUGCUGAGCUAUUUACAACAGUUGCGGACACGUCCGACUUCCUGGUGGAUAAUGUGAUUGAUUAUUUCCAAGGGGGGAUAAUGGACAUGUCGGUCUGGACGCACAGGAAGUGGCACGAUGCCAUAACGAUGCUGGAAAAUGGCACACAAUCAUGCCAUAUUCCACACAAUCCGCUCUUCAUAAAUUGUACAAAGAAACAGGACUCUACACUGUCAUUCCAUCCCAAAACACAAAGGCCAACAAAUAGACCCUACACCGCCGGUCUCACUGUAUCCGACCUCCAAAUAGAGAGAGAAGAGCGAGGCAUCACCAUAAGACCCGGAAAGAAAUUAAAGAAUAAGAUAGAGGAACUGAAAGCCCGCUUGACUAAUCUAAAGGAAGGACAACACAACACAGGGAAGCUGGGAGACGACUACCAUUGGAAGGUCUAUUUUGAGGACUACUCAGGUUCCCUGCUUGGAAAAGCGCUGGCGGCUGCCGAUAUAGACGGUGAUGGUAAUGUUGAUGUCACCAUUGGAGCCCCAGGAUUCUCCCAGGAAGAAAACAUAAUGGCGGGAAGGGUUUAUGUUUUGUACAGUGGUGUAAACGGAUUUCAAAGGUUGCAUAAAUAUGAUGAAUAUAUCGACAUAAACAACUUGACUUUAGGAUUUAACCGAAUAUUUGAUGGAGAGGAAAAGAAACAGUCUCGGUUUGGUUCGUCCUUGGCAUUACUUGAUGUCAACCUUGAUGGUAUGCUGGAUUUAGCGAUAGGAGCCAGCUCUUACGGAAACACGAACCCUCUAGACUACAAUGGCAGAAUUUUUAUAUACUUUGGAACCGGAAAAGACAGAAAGUGGAACCAGAAACCAGACAUUACUCUGACCUGCGAGUCUAAAUUCUGUACCCUUGGAUACUCACUAGCCGCUGUCGAUGUUAACAAAGAUGGCCGACCAGACCUGGUGAUGAGCUCUCCUCACUACAGCCUUGGCAACCUGACACAGAAUGGAAUGGUUGCUGUUCUCAUCUCUAAAUCUACAGGUUUAUUUCGCCUAAGUUCCGGGACCACUAUUCCUGUAGAAUCGCUGACAAGGAAAAUAUACGGGGACCAGUCUUACAGUUGGUUUGGUCACCGGAUAAGCGGGAAGAAGGGCGUUCUGUUGGUGAAUCAGCCAUACUUCAGGAUCUGUGAGGAGCCAACAUGUCCAUCUUUUUCCAAAACUGACAAACAAGCUGUUGGAAAAUUACAUGUUUACAACUUUGGUGACACUUUAAUGACCAAUAUGUCUAUAGCUGGUCGUGAUGCGUUCGACCUUGCUGGACAUAGCAGUGAUUUUGGUGACCCCUUCGGAAAUGGUUCAUUGGUCAUUGCGGUGGGGGUGCCUGGCGCUGACGUGGAGGGAGAAAUUUUUACUUUACUAAACAAGCUGACACAAGCUGGAAAAGUGAUUCUGCUUAAACUUCUAAACGGUCAGCUGACAGAAAUAGCGACUUACGAGAGCGAUAGACGGUACAGCAGGUUCGGCAGCCGAGUCAGUUUUGUGGACAUUAACGAUGACGAGAUUGACGAUUUACUGAUUGGGAGCCCAUACAGAAAUGAUGACCCCUCCAAUCUAUUUAGUAUCGAAUUCGAUGGGAAGACGUACGCAUUUUAUGGAGGACAGAAUUUUACUGUGGGCAAUGCCACAAAGAGACACUGCAACAGGAUAUCUCCCUGUCCGGAUAGAAACGCUAAUCAUACUUUUGCUGCCUACUACAACGAUAAGAAUUAUUUUGGAGACAAUUUCGUAACUCUGCCCUGCGCAAAUGUGACACAGUUGGUGAUAUCGGCGUCCAUAUGUGCCGACUCCUUCGACGAUUAUGGAACACUUUCCAGCUUCGUAUAUGUAUUCGACACAGGUAGAAAAUCCGGAGAAGUCUAACAUCCAUUUCUGCAAUACUGUUACACAGGACUCAACACUGUACUAUAAUCACGAGAGUUUGUGAUACCAGGAGAAAAAAAACAAGAAGAAUAGAGUUUGAUUUCGCAAUGUAUUGUGGAUAAUAUAUAUACUGUACUAAUAAUGGUGACGAAAUGAUACUGCCAGGUACCUCAGACGAAAUAUGCUGCAUUUACUAACACCUGUGCUUCAAUCAUAUUUUCUACGAAUGCGUAUACAUGUAUAUUGCUAAUGUUUGCUUGGUUAUUUCAUGUCAAAUUAUUGUCCAAGACAUUUAUAUACAUAAUGAAAUCUGAAAAUGACGACAAAUCACAGGAACCGGUAAUGUUGUCUGCAGCAAUAGUAGAAGGGGUCUGUAAGGGGGUGGUAGAUGAUUUAGACCCCUACUAUUAUUGUUACAGACAAAAUUAUCAAUAAAACUGUUUUAAAUGUGUAAAUAACAACUUGUAUGAUUUACAUGUUAAUGUGUCAAAUAAUAUAACUCACAAAACACUGUCUCUCAUCUAUGUUUAUGUAAUAUUUA
This is a messenger RNA of Ostrea edulis (European flat oyster), 3263 nucleotides long. RefSeq names its product phosphatidylinositol-glycan-specific phospholipase D-like. The transcript is spliced from 24 exons. Gene Ontology annotation, molecular function: GPI anchor phospholipase D activity. The record is from RefSeq and is a predicted model, not a curated record. Gene Ontology annotation, cellular component: extracellular matrix; extracellular region. Bases 173 to 2722 code for a protein of 849 amino acids. NCBI's taxonomy places the organism in Eukaryota, Metazoa, Mollusca, Bivalvia, Ostreida, Ostreidae.